This is a messenger RNA of Hyla sarda, 2424 nucleotides long. Its product is annotated as E3 ubiquitin-protein ligase TRIM39-like. Bases 143 to 1741 code for a protein of 532 amino acids. The transcript has a single exon. Gene Ontology annotation, molecular function: protein binding; zinc ion binding. NCBI's taxonomy places the organism in Eukaryota, Metazoa, Chordata, Amphibia, Anura, Hylidae. The record is from RefSeq and is a predicted model, not a curated record.
AAUACAGUAAUGAAAAGCAACAACAAAGAAUCACUGUGUCAUUAAAGGAAUAAAGGGGUUAAGGGAAUAGGUGUGACUACUACUCUGCUGGUUAUCUGGAGUCAGACAAGUUGAGUUUCGUUUCUUCCUUCCUGUGUCAGCCAUGGCGUCUGCUGAUCUGAGAGACGAGCUGCUCUGCUCCAUCUGUUUAUCUGUAUUUAAGGAUCCUGUAAUGCUGAGAUGUGGACACAACUUCUGCCGGGUCUGUAUUGAUCGUGUGCUGGAUACACAGGACCAGUCUGGACUUUAUUCCUGUCCUGAAUGUAGAGAAGAGUUUCAGGAGCGGCCGACACUGAUGAGGAACUUAUAUCUCCAUAAUGUAGCAGAACGUUUCCUGGUUACUCAUCCAGAACAAGAGGAGAUCUCCGGGAUCUUCUGCACUUACUGUGUGGACUCUCCUGUCCCUGCUGUGAAGUCCUGUCUGCACUGUGAGGCUUCUCUGUGUGAUAAACAUCUGAGAACUCACAACAAGUCACCAGAACACGUCUUAUCUGAGCCCGGAACUUCUCUGGAGAAGAGGAAAUGUUCUGUCCAUAAAGAAUUAUUAAAGUAUUUCUGCGCUGAGGACGCUGCUUGUAUCUGUGUGUCCUGCAGUUUGUUUGGAGAACAUCGGGGACACCAGGUGGAGAUGAUGGAUGAGGCCUCUGAGAAGAAGAAGAAGAAACUGAGAAAUGUUCUCCAGAAACUGAUCACAAAGAGAGAGGAGACUGAGGAAAGAGUCCGGAGUCUGGAGGAACGCAGGAGAAAAGCUCAAGAGAAAUCAUCUGGAGAAGCGGAGAGAGUCACUGCCCUGUUUAUAGACAUGAGGAGACGGCUGGACGACCUGGAGAAGAAGGUCCUGAGUGAGAUCUCCAGGCAGGAGAAGGAAGAGUCACUGUCACUGUCUGCUCUGAUCCAUCAGCUGGAAAUAAAGAAGGACGAGCUGUCCACGAAGAUGAGACACAUUGAGGAGCUGUGUAACAUGGCGGAUCCACUGACUGUCUUACAGGAACCAGACACAGGUGACUUGUGUGAUCCUGAGGAGGGGGGAGGGGAUGAGGACACAGGGGGACAUGAUAAACAGCUCCGUGAUGUAGAUGAUCUGGAUGUGACUGAGAUCUCGGACACAUUCCGCACAUUAUGUGACGUAAUAUCAGGUAUAAGGAUCUAUGGGGAGGGUCCUGCAGACAUAUUACUGGAUGUAAACACGGCUCAGAACAAUCUCCUUAUAUCAGACGACCUGAAAACUGCAACCGGGACAGAAGAGAAGCAGAAGCGUCCAGAAACAGCAGAGAGAUUCCAGAAUUAUCCUCAGGUGAUGAGCAGCCGGAGAUUCUCCUCAGGACGACAUUACUGGGAUGCGGAGAUUGGUAGAUCUGGGAGAUGGAGGGUGGGGAUGUGUUAUCCCAGUAUAGACAGGAGGGGAGAUCAGUCAUGUAUUGGAUAUAAUAACAAGUCCUGGGGUUUGAGGAGGUGCAAUAAUACGUAUUUAGUGAUACAUGACAGGAAAGAGAUCCAGUUACCUCACAAUAUCCCCAGUAAUAGAUUCAGGAUCUGUCUGGAUUAUGAGGCCGGGCGGCUGUCCUUUUAUGAGCUGUGUGACCCCAUCAGACACUUACACACCUUCACCACCACCUUCACCGAGCCCCUUCAUGCUGUGUUUGGUGUUUAUCAGGUAACUGGUGGAUGCUAUGUAGAUAGCUGGUUGAGGAUUAGAAGUUAAAUGAAAUUUAUCAUUAGAAAAAGUUUUUAUGUUAAACUUAUUUUAAAAGUGUUGUCCAGGAUUGAAAUUUUUUUUUUUCAUUUAACUCUAAUCCCUAAAGUUAGAGAACAUUGUCAUUUACUCACAUUAACCAUCUUGAAUGCAAAGAUGGCUUCUGCUUCACAUUCGGUCAAACUGGAAGUCAAAAAGUUCUUUGAGUAGUGAGUGUCGACUCUGGUUGGUUAUUCUUGUAGCAGCGGCCAUCUUGUGGUCAACGUGUCACACUCGCAGCAGUGUUCGAUAGUUUUGCCGCCCAUCCUGUGCACAGAUUCUCCCCAGCCCAUGUAAUGAAUAGGAAUAUUCAUCCUGCUGGCAUCUGCUCAGCAGUGAUUGACUGAGCAGCCUUUACUCCUCUUCAUCUCUUUUAACCAAUCACGGCCACUUCUCCAGCCUCUGCGACUACACUACUGGGACUUCUGUUUACCAACAAGCACUGCUCACACAUGUGCAGUGGCCACCUAUUCUUAAGGGAGACGCACGCAUGGUCAGUGUCAUUUUUCUUUUAUUAUAGUGGCGCCGGACAGUUUGUUUAUGAGGAGCGUCUGCCCAUUGUAAGAUUUGAUCAAAAUAAUUUGGAUAGGGUCAUGUAAAUGUAAAUUAUUCCAUACUUAUGUUUUAAAAGCUGUUGCACGUAGAAUAAAAUA